This is a messenger RNA of Lathyrus oleraceus (garden pea), 1354 nucleotides long. Its product is annotated as mitochondrial import receptor subunit TOM40-1. The transcript has 8 exons. Lineage: Eukaryota; Viridiplantae; Streptophyta; Magnoliopsida; Fabales; Fabaceae. Gene Ontology annotation, cellular component: mitochondrial outer membrane. The coding region runs from base 251 to 658 and encodes 135 amino acids. Gene Ontology annotation, biological process: protein import into mitochondrial matrix. The record is from RefSeq and is a predicted model, not a curated record. Gene Ontology annotation, molecular function: transmembrane protein transporter activity.
CAGUGCGGCCUGUGGUGGAUUGUAAUGGGCGGUUCGGUUUAUGGAGAAGCAACCGGCGGUACCCAUACCCGCCCAAUCCAGCUGAGUAUAUUUUCCAAUACGUAGCCGUUUUAUUUCUCCCACAUAAGCGAUGAAAAACUCUAGCGAAGAACCUGUUGCUCUGAAAAUUAUAGAUAAAAGAGUUUUUCGUUGUUUAUUUGUUUUUAUGAAACUUGCGCCAUUGUUGCUAUGUAAUCUUCUCAAUUAAAGGAUGAAGCCACUCAAUUAUACAGAAAGAAAACUCAUCACAGAACUAUCAAGUGAGCCACAUGCGUCGCAAGGGAUUGUCAACUUUGAUUACAAGGGAAAGGAUUAUAGGAACCAGAUUCAACUUGGAAAUGGAUCUUUGCUAGGAGCAAGUUAUAUUCAGAGUGUCAGCAAUCAUUUAUCAUUGGGUGAGGAGGUACUUUGGACUGGUCAGCAUCAGAAGUCUGGUGUUGGUUAUGCUGCUCGCUACAACACUGAUAAAAUGGUUGCCACUGGACAAAUUGCCAGCACUGGAAUGGCCCUUCUAAGCUAUGUUCAGAAGGUAUCUGAUAAGGUUUCUCUGGCUACUGAUUUAAUAUGCAACUUCAACUCCAUGUCAAGAGACGUCACUGCUAGCUUUGGUUAUGACUAGAUCCUUUGGCAGCUGAUUAGGAUCAUAGUUGGCCAUUUAAAGUCUCCCUUUGAAAGCUGAUUAGGAUCACAGUUGGCCAUUUAAAGUUCUUUGCUCAUUGUGAUGAAAUUUUGACCCAUUUUAUCCAGUUGAAAAACCAUCUUAUCUUGUUUCAACAUCUUGUGUUGGUUAUUAUAGUGCCGCCUUAGGGGAAAGGUUGAUUCCAAUGGCGUCUGUGCUGCAUUUUUGGAGGAGCGGUUAAACAUGGGUCUGAACUUCAUUCUUUCUGCCGAGCUUGAUCACAAGAAAAAAGACUACAAAUUUGGAUUUGGUUUGACUGUUGGAGAAUAAAAUAGCAUGACUAGAGCUGUAUUUCCUUUUUCAUUAGCCAGCCUAGCCUAGCAAGUUUUCUUGCUUCAUUUUACUUGUUGGAGAUUUUUCUUUUUGUGUCGGCAAACAUCAUUUAAUCUACAAGUUGGCCUAAAAAUACUUCAAAUUUGUUGCCAUAUUUUCCCUGGAGAGAGAUGUAGAGUGAUAAUAGAUGACCAUGCAUAUUAUAAGAUUCAUUUCAACAUAAUGCUCAUGUUUGCUAAUAUCUUUCGAUUUCUCAAGAGCGAUGACUUAAAAAAGUCCUUGCAUAAUUUGGUGAUUAUGUUUACCAUUUGGAUGUUUUCACAGAUUCAUACUAAUCAAACUUAAUAAAGCGAUUUGGAUGUU